Parastagonospora nodorum SN15 is the source of this 693-nucleotide messenger RNA. RefSeq lists its product as hypothetical. Gene Ontology annotation, molecular function: hydrolase activity, hydrolyzing O-glycosyl compounds. The coding region runs from base 1 to 693 and encodes 230 amino acids. NCBI's taxonomy places the organism in Eukaryota, Fungi, Ascomycota, Dothideomycetes, Pleosporales, Phaeosphaeriaceae. Gene Ontology annotation, biological process: xylan catabolic process. The transcript is spliced from 2 exons. The record is from RefSeq and is a predicted model, not a curated record.
AUGGUCUCAUUCUCAGCUAUCGUCGCUGCUGCUCUAGCGCUAGUCCCCAGCGCUCUGGCAGCACCCAGCGGAUUGGGAGCCGUCGACAGCCCCACGCCCAACAGCCUCGCCACCCGUCAAAACGCUCCAUGGCAAUACUGGACCGAAGGACAGGGACAAUUCAACUGUCAACAGCAAGGAGGCGGGAAGUACUCUUGUUCGUGGAAUGGACAGGCAGGCGGCGGCCUGGUUGCCGGAUCGGGAUGGUCAGCUGGCCGAAAGACCGUGAAGUACGAGGGAACAUACAACCCCAAGGGCCCUGGCUACCUCUCCCUGUACGGCUGGACUCGCAACGCGCUAGUCGAGUACUACAUCAUCGAAUCUUGGGAUGUUUUGGCGCCCGGUGAACCCUGGACGCUGCGCGGAAACUUCACGUCGGAAGGCAACAAAUACGCUUUCUACACUGCGCAGCGCGUGCAGAAGCCUUCGAUCGAAGGAACCCGAACAUUUAUUCAGUACUUUUCCGUGCGCGAUCCGUCUGAGAAGAAGGUCGGCGCCGUGUCCGGCACGAUUAACACCGGCGACCAUUUCGAUGCUUGGGCUAAGUUCGGAUACCGUCUCGGCACCUUCGAGCAGAACAUGUUCUUGGUCACUGAAGCAUUCGCCAACGGUACCAACUUGCCCAGCGGUACUAGCACCAUCACCGUGAGUUAA